Psilocybe cubensis is the source of this 879-nucleotide messenger RNA. RefSeq names its product Short-chain dehydrogenase. Bases 1 to 879 code for a protein of 292 amino acids. Gene Ontology annotation, molecular function: oxidoreductase activity, acting on the CH-OH group of donors, NAD or NADP as acceptor. The transcript is spliced from 8 exons. Lineage: Eukaryota; Fungi; Basidiomycota; Agaricomycetes; Agaricales; Agrocybaceae. The record is from RefSeq and is a predicted model, not a curated record.
AUGCUUGCCCUACUCAGCAGAAAUUUAUAUAGACAAUCAGCACAACAUUUCCCAGGAGCACCUCACGCGGCGCGUUUCUCCUCCCACUCCACAGGAGCUUCACUUCGCGUUCUUCCCAGCCUCAAUAAAACUGCGGUAAUUACAGGCUCAUCUAGAGGAAUCGGACGAGCCAUCGCACUCCGCCUCGCCCACGACGGAUAUGAUGUAGCUCUGAACGAUCUACCAUCUAGUUCGUCGUUAGUCCAAGAGCUUGGGGAGGAAAUAAUCAGAAACACGGGAAGGCAAGCGAUAGUACUUACCGGCGAUGUCUCUGUGGAAGGUGACAUCAUUAAGCUUGUGGACGACGUUGUCGAGAAGCUAGGAGGUAUCGACGUCAUGAUAGCGAAUGCGGGGAUCUGUUUUACCAAGACGAUAGCAGAUACCACAACGCAAGAAUGGGAUAGAAUCAAUGCUAUCAAUGGCCGCGGUACUUUCCUGGCCUAUAAAUACGCCGCGCAACAAAUGAUAAAGCAGGGACGUGGCGGACGUAUUGUCGGUGCAUCUUCCAUAGCAGGGAAGCAGGGCUGGCCAUAUUUAUCAGGGUACUGCGCAACCAAGUUUGUCGUUCGGUCAUUGACGCAGAGUGCAGCUCAGGAGUGGGCCAAGUAUGGUAUCACGGUCAACGCAUACGCGCCUGGACCUAUUGAGACGGAUAUGUUGAAAGUAAUUUCAAACGUCGACCCGAAUGCUGGCGUCGAGGCGACCGCCCCCACAACGGCGUUGGGUGUGAAUGGAACGCCGGAAGACAUCGCUGGGCUCGUGUCGUAUUUGGUUUCUGACCAAGGAAAGUUUAUAACUGGACAAGCUAUCAACAUUGACGGUGGAGUGAUUUACCAUUGA